This is a messenger RNA of Wallemia mellicola CBS 633.66, 1698 nucleotides long. RefSeq names its product mitochondrial carrier. Gene Ontology annotation, molecular function: S-adenosyl-L-methionine transmembrane transporter activity. Bases 163 to 945 code for a protein of 260 amino acids. The record is from RefSeq and is a predicted model, not a curated record. The transcript is spliced from 3 exons. NCBI's taxonomy places the organism in Eukaryota, Fungi, Basidiomycota, Wallemiomycetes, Wallemiales, Wallemiaceae. Gene Ontology annotation, cellular component: mitochondrial inner membrane.
GUCCUACCAUUGUGCGUAAAGUCGUAUGUAAUGUUCUAUAUCCAAGUAAGGGUGCUCUGCCUGAUAAUACUCUUUUGAGAUUUCUGGCAGCGUAUAGCAUCUAAAAGAGAAGCAUUUCGGCGUUGAUGCGACUCGACUGAACUGCCAGGAUCAGAAAUAAAAAUGGAUUUAAAUCUAGCGACAGCAGGUAGCAUUGCUGCUUUCUCCGUGGAUAUGCUCGUCUAUCCCCUGGAUACCAUAAAAACGAGGUACCAGAGCGCACCUAAGGGUAUUAGUCUACUCUCUAUAUCAUACAGAAAUCUCUACGCUGGCGUUGGACCAGUCGUUGCAGCUACUCUACCUUCGGCGGCUGUCUUCUUCACAACGUAUGAGCAAUUAGGAGGCUUACUACGAAAAUCUACUUCUUUCUCUGCCCCUAUUACUCAAAUAAUCGCUAGUAACAUUGCCGAAUGUGCAAGUUGUGCUGUAUUAGCACCGGCUGAGCUAAUCAAGCAGAAUGCUCAGGUGGAGAAUAAGGAAAACACAGCAACCCUUACAAGAAGGCUGUUUAGAAGGGAGAACAUACGGACACUUCUGGCUGGUUAUCGUGCACUUGUUUUCCGUAACCUGCCGUUUACUACCGUACAAUGGCCAAUUUAUGAGCAUUUCAAGAAGCUAUUCAGAAGUAAAGACUUCUCUAGGGGUCAAGCGGCUGGCAUGGCCGCUAUGAUUGCUGGUACAGCUGCUAGUACAGCCACCACCCCUGUGGAUGUCGUAAAAACACGCAUCAUGAUUCAAAACCAGAAAAGUGGAGGUGUUUGGAGUACUACCAAGGAUGUAAUAUCCAGUGAUGGUGUUAAAGGUUUAUUUAGAGGUGGUCUACUUCGUUCUAGUUGGGCUGCACUCGGUGCUGGCGUCUAUUUGGGUUCAUUUGAGAAGGCAAAAGAGAGCCUUGGCAAGGACUAAUAAACUAUGAAAAUAUAACGAUCUGUAUUAUAUGCAUGCUCUAUAUAUAGCUCUGUAUAUCAUUCUAUACUUACAUUGCGACUUCAUCCGCAUUGUCUAACUCUUUGUGGACUGUCAAAUGAGCGUCAUCAGACCAACUGAGAAGGUAUCCUUGGUUGUUACUGUUCAUAAUUGCUUUGGUGACGGAUGUGUUUGAUAAGCUCGAAGGUUUAACGCCCUCUGCAAGCUUGAAUUGCAUCUUGUUAAGUAAAACCUGCCUAAGGAAAACAGAGAGGAGUGCACCAUGGCUAACAACCGCUAUAGCCUUAUCUCCAGGUAAUUGAGACAACGGUUUGAUAAUUUCAUCGUAAAAGUCUAAACAACGAGUGUACAUCUCGUCUAAACUUUCGACACCCUCUAGAUGACCGUGCCUUUCUUCUCUCGAGAGUGUAUGUCCUUGAUACUUUCCGAAUGAUCUCUCGCGUAGGCGUGCAUCCUUGACUAACUUCGUAGAUGUAUGAUGGGAGGCUAAGAUGGUUGCUGUCUCGUAUGUCCUGCUCAGAUCACUGGUGUAUAAUAUAUCAAAUUUUGCACCCCUAAAUCUAUUAGCUAGGAGCGUAGAUUGAAGUCUUCCAUUAUCGUUGAGUGGUAUAUCUAGCUGACCUUGUACUCUCCCUGUGAUAUUAUACUCUGUUUCUCCGUGCCUAAUGAACUCAAUUGUGAGCAUUUUUUGUUUAAGCUUGCUAGUAGCUUCCUCGAUUGUUGGUUGAUUGA